Colletotrichum orchidophilum is the source of this 813-nucleotide messenger RNA. Its product is annotated as U-box domain-containing protein. Lineage: Eukaryota; Fungi; Ascomycota; Sordariomycetes; Glomerellales; Glomerellaceae. Gene Ontology annotation, molecular function: protein-folding chaperone binding; ubiquitin protein ligase activity. Gene Ontology annotation, biological process: protein polyubiquitination; cellular response to misfolded protein; proteasome-mediated ubiquitin-dependent protein catabolic process. The transcript has 3 exons. The coding region runs from base 1 to 813 and encodes 270 amino acids. Gene Ontology annotation, cellular component: cytoplasm. The record is from RefSeq and is a predicted model, not a curated record.
AUGUCUAGGUCGAUACAACUCAAGGAGGAAGGCAAUCGCCACUUCCAGCAUGGCGACUAUGCUGGAGCGGAGGCUUUGUAUUCCAAGGCCAUCAUUGCCGAUCCGAAGAACCCCGCUCUAUACACGAACCGCGCAAUGGCGCGCCUCAAGCUCGAGAUAUGGGACUCGGUUGUCUCCGACUGCGAGUCGUGUCUCGGACUCACCACCGACAACCUCAAGGCCCAUUACUACCUCUCCCAGGCCCAGCUCGCCCUCAAAGACUACGAUUCUUCUCUCACAAACGCUCAAAAGGCCCACCAGCUCUGCGUGCAGACUGGCGACAAAUCACUCGCGGCCAUCACCGCACAGGUGUUGCGCGCGAAGAAGGACCGAUGGGAUUGGAUGGAGAAGCGGCGAACACGGGAGGCACGACACCUCGAGAAUGAGGUCAUUGAGCUGAUGGAAAAGGAGCGUGAACAAGCCGUUGCGAAUGCAAUGGACGACGGCGAAAAGAGGGAAAUCGAGGCUGAGUGGGAACAGAAGAUCGAGAUGUUGAGGAAUACAUUCGAGAAGAGUCGCUCGGCGGAGGAAAAGAGACGUGAGGUUCCGGAGUGGGCUAUCGACGACAUUAGCUUCGGUAUCAUGGUCGACCCCGUCCUUACCAAGACGGGAAAGUCAUACGAGAGGGCAUCCAUAAUGGAGCAUCUCCGUCGCCACCCGAGCGACCCCCUUACACGCGAACCCCUGCUGCCGUCCGAGUUGAGACCUAAUCUUGGCCUUAGGCAGGCUUGUGAAGAGUUCCUCGAAGAUAACGGGUGGGCGGUGGACUGGUAA